Engraulis encrasicolus (European anchovy) is the source of this 2060-nucleotide messenger RNA. It is a transcript of the gene gtpbp1l, whose product is annotated as GTP binding protein 1, like. NCBI's taxonomy places the organism in Eukaryota, Metazoa, Chordata, Actinopteri, Clupeiformes, Engraulidae. Bases 55 to 2007 code for a protein of 650 amino acids. The record is from RefSeq and is a predicted model, not a curated record. Gene Ontology annotation, biological process: translational elongation. Gene Ontology annotation, molecular function: translation elongation factor activity; GTPase activity; GTP binding. The transcript has 14 exons.
UGGGACAGUAGCACACACAAGCAAGUCCACGCAACGACCCAUCUGGUUUUAGGAAUGGCGGCGACGGAGUCAAGUUUAAGUCCGAGUCCAAUAUCGGUAGCAGAUGCUGUUGUACCUGCCUGUAUGUUUGCUCCAGACCGGGGCGCCGAUGAUGACCUCUCCGGAGGGGACAGCUGUGAUGACGGCGAGACUCUCAAUGGCAAGUCCGAGGAUCAUUUGGAUCUCACUAGCAAGAUGGUGCUGGUGAGCCCAACAGGAGAGCAGUAUGAUGCGUUAUUACGGCAGAUGAGGGAACGGAUGGAUGAGGGCUGCGGGGAGACCAUCUACGUGGUUGGCAUGGGCUCUGAUGGCGGUGACUAUGGUCUGAAUGAGCAGGACAUGGAGGCGUCGGUGGCCACGGUGCAGUCACUCUGCGAGCAGAUCGAGGCCGACCUCAUCCUGCUGCGGGAGCGGGCGGAGACGCAGGGACACAUGCGCGACUACCUGAUACGGCGCCGUGUAGGAGACCAAGACUUCCUGGAAGUCAGGGUGGCAGUGGUGGGCAACGUGGACGCGGGCAAGAGCACGUUACUGGGAGUGCUCACGCACGGUGAGCUGGACAACGGCCGUGGCUUUGCCCGCCAGAAGCUCUUCCGCCACAAGCACGAGAUGGAGAGCGGGCGCACCAGCAGCGUGGGCAACGACAUCCUGGGCUUCGACCAGCAUGGCCAGGUGGUGAACAAGCCGGACAGCCACGGUGGAAGUCUGGACUGGACCAAGAUCUGUGAGCGCUCUUCCAAGGUCAUCACCUUCAUCGACCUGGCGGGCCACGAGAAGUACCUGAAGACCACUGUGUUCGGCAUGACCGGACACCUGCCCGACUUCUGCAUGCUCAUGGUUGGCAGUAAUGCUGGCAUUGUGGGCAUGACAAAAGAGCACCUGGGCCUCGCGUUGGCACUAAAUGUUCCCGUGUUUGUUGUGGUCACAAAAAUCGACAUGUGCCCGGCCAAUAUUUUACAAGAGACCCUGAAGUUGCUGCAGCGGUUACUCAAGUCGCCGGGCUGCAGGAAAAUCCCAGUGCUGGUACAAAACAAGGAUGACGUCAUAGUCACCGCCUCCAACUUCAGCUCAGAGAGGAUGUGUCCGAUAUUCCAGAUCUCCAACGUGACGGGGGAGAACAUGGAACUCCUGAAGAUGUUCCUCAACCUGCUCUCCUCCAGAACAUCCUUCCGUGACGACGAGCCUGCAGAGUUCCAGAUCGACGACACCUACUCAGUACCGGGCGUUGGCACAGUGGUGUCCGGCACCACGUUACGGGGCCUCAUCCGCCUGAACGACACCCUCCUCCUGGGGCCCGACCCCCUGGGGGCCUUCAUCCCCAUCGCCGUCAAGUCCAUCCACCGCAAGCGCAUGCCCGUCAAGGAGGUCCGUGGCGGCCAGACGGCAUCCUUCGCCCUGAAGAAGAUCAAGCGCUCCACCAUCCGCAAGGGCAUGGUGAUGGUGUCGCCGCGCCUCAGCCCGCAGGCCUGCUGGGAGUUUGAGGCCGAGAUCCUGGUGCUGCAUCACCCCACCACCAUCUCGCCGCGCUACCAGGCCAUGGUUCACUGUGGCAGCAUCAGGCAAACGGCCACCAUCCUGACCAUGAACCGCGACUGCCUACGCACGGGCGACAAGGCCCUGGUCCACUUCCGCUUCAUCAAGACGCCAGAGUACCUGCACACGGAGCAGAGGCUGGUAUUCCGGGAGGGACGCACCAAGGCCGUUGGCACCAUCACUAAGUUGCUGCCUAACAACCUGCCCUCACACUCCAAGCAGCAGCAGCUGAAAAUGCAGUCGAGCAAAAAGCUGUCGCCGCGCGGAGACGGCACCACGGCGGCCAGCGAGGACGCGGGCUCGUUAGACCAAAACUCGGCACAGCAGCAGCCAAAGCAGGGUGGAGGAGGACGGCGGCGAGGGGGCCAGAGGCACCGAGGGAAGGGCCUGAACAACCUGUUGGUGGCCCCCACCGGUGGAGCCGGAAGCAGCUAAAGCAUCAACAAACACCACCCAAGGCAUUACCCCAAAUACCACCCCACCCCAUC